This is a messenger RNA of Phytophthora sojae, 3114 nucleotides long. RefSeq lists its product as hypothetical. Gene Ontology annotation, molecular function: UDP-glucuronate decarboxylase activity; NAD+ binding. NCBI's taxonomy places the organism in Eukaryota, Oomycota, Peronosporomycetes, Peronosporales, Peronosporaceae. Gene Ontology annotation, cellular component: cytoplasm. Bases 567 to 1622 code for a protein of 351 amino acids. The transcript has a single exon. The record is from RefSeq and is a predicted model, not a curated record. Gene Ontology annotation, biological process: D-xylose metabolic process.
UCGUUCUGAGGUCGAAGAGCAACAGUAGCAAAAGUUAAGUAAAAAUCCUCUUCCCUACCCUCGUCUUAAUUAUAGACACCCACCGAUUUGUUGGAGAGCUUGGCGAGCGCCAUGAGGCCCUUGGCCUGCUCGUACGACGUCUCGGACGUCUCCUGCUUCUCGUCCUCGGCCGCGUACGGGUCAUAGCCGAUGGUGUUCUUCCAGAUGCCCGUCAUCUUGAGCGCCGCGCUGCUGUGCAUGCGGUUGUUGUGCGGCAUGCGCACGCGUCCCGCGGUCGCCGGCAUGAUGUCCUCGCUAAGCUUUAGUCUCUCCUUCCUUUCUCCCUCUCAGGAUAAUAAAGAGCUCCACAAUUCCACUGGGGUGCGGUACUCCAAAUUCCUAGCGCGUACCGGCUCUUCUCCGACACUGCAACAUACAUUCUCCAAGUCACUCGACAGGCGCUUGAACGCCACAAUGUGACAAAGAAAAUCACUCGCCUUUAUUUCGUCGCACUCACACACACCCCAGUGUUGAAUAAGACGCCGAGUCCGCAGUUGCCACUUCCAAGAGCUCCCGGGAGCUCCAUUAUGCCUCCCGCUGCCUCCGUCUCGUCGCCCGAGAUGACGUCCAACGACGACAACGUCAGCCGCAGCAUUAUCGUGCACAGCCCCGACGCCUCGACGCCGCCGCCCACGUCGCCCGUGACCAUCGUCCCGCGCGAGGAGGAGCUGACGCUGCCGCAGCGCCGCCCGCCGGUCUCGCUGCCCCGCCAGGUGCAGGAGUGCACCAUGCAGCGCGUGCUCGUGACGGGCGGCGCCGGCUUCAUCGGCAUCCACCUGUGCCGCCGCCUGCUGGAGCAGGGCCACGAGGUCAUCUGCCUCGACAACCUCUUCACCAGCCAGCGCGCCAACGUGCUGGAGCUGCAGAACCAGUUCCCCAACUUCGAGUUCGUGCGUCACGACGUCACGGAGCCCUACGCCUGCGAGGUGGACCGCAUCUACAACCUGGCGUGUCCGGCCUCGCCCGUGCAUUACCAGUACAACCCCAUCAAGACCACCAAGGUGUCGUUCAUGGGCGCUUUGAACUUGCUGGGGCUGGCCAAGCGCGUCAAGGCGCGGGUAUUCCAAGCCUCGACGAGCGAGGUCUACGGCGACCCGGAGGUCUCUCCGCAGGUCGAGUCCUAUCUUGGCAAUGUGGACUGCACCGGCGUGCGCGCAUGCUAUGACGAGGGCAAGCGUGUGGCCGAGACGCUGUUCUUCGAGUACCACCGCACGCUGGGCGUGGACAUCCGCGUCGCGCGCAUUUUCAACACGUACGGCCCGGGCAUGCACCCGUACGACGGACGGGUGGUGAGCAACUUCAUCAUGCAAGCGCUGCAGGGGGAAGACAUCACUAUUUACGGCUCCGGAAGCCAAACCCGCUCGUUCUGCUUUGUGGAUGACUUGGUGGAAGCCAUCUUGCGCUUCAUGGAUUGCAAAACGUGCGUGGGCCCCAUGAACCUGGGAAACCCGCACGAGAUGACCAUCCGAGAGCUGGCCGAGAUGAUCAUCCGUCUCACAAAUUCUCGGAGUCGUCUCGUGUUCCGAGACCUGCCCAACAACGACCCCAAGCUGCGAAAACCAGACAUCACCCUUGCCAAGUAAGUUGCGCGUGUACUGUUGACUAUGAGUUGUUGAGGUGGUACUUACGAUUGCUGCUCUGAAUUGUUUUUCUUUUGCAGAACUCACUUGGAUUGGAACCCGCAUGUGUGCAUCGAAGAAGGGCUCAUGCGCACCAUCGCGUAUUUCCGGGACUUGGACCUCUCCAAGUAUAAGCGACCGACGAACAACACGGCGCAUCGAAGCAGCCAGAUGGCGAACAAGUCCAAAGCUACAGCGGCGGACUGCCGAAACUAGAAGCGCCGCCACCGUUUUCACGGAUAGAGCUCAAGUUGCUGCACAGGGGACAAUCGGCGCGGGCAAAUUUCACGUAGUAGUACGUACAUUCAUGCAUGGCACAGGCGAAUUACACGUAGCAGUACGUACAUAAUGCAAAACACUGUCAUUCUCAAGCACAUUGAUCAACACAUCCACUCGCGUAAAGAUUUAUCUGUGAAAGUCAAGGUUGGGAAAUGAACGCAAAGCAUCCGCGGCGCAGCCUGCAGAUGAGCUGAGGCAAUUCAAACCUUGGAGGUAACUGGUUGCUUAUUCAUUUGUUGGUCGACGCAGGGGGCGGAGCAACAAGCUAGCUGGUUAUGAAGAAGAGCUGUUGGACACGCACCCCACGUCUCCACUUCGCUGGUGCUGCAUAACUACGUGGAUUUAUAGCCCGGAAGGGCGCCUGCAAUUCCACCGUUGUCGUUGUCGUCGAGCUCACCGUUCGCCUCCUGUUCAGCCUUUUCCAGGCGAGCACGCUCCUCCCGGAUUUUACGGACACCGCCACCCUCGCCGAGCUUUGCUCCAGGGAACUUGACGAUCACGACGCUCAUGUUGUCACGGCUGAAGUGCGAACAAGCAGCAUCCAGUUAGCACGGCAAAAUCAGGGCAAACCCGCCAGCCUUCUUACCUUCCAGCACGAAGGCAGUUGUCCAGGAUCUCCUCGGCUAUUAACUUGAGGUCCGACUCGCCGUUGUUCAUCAGCUGGCGAAUGUACGCACAGAGCUCGUCGUUGCUCAUGACAUCCCAGAUCCCGUCGCACGCCAAGAUCAAGAACUCCUCCGUCUUCUCGAUCUUCUGCACUUCAAUAUCAGGCUCAGCCGACACUUGCUGCUGCUCGGCGGGUAGCUUCGUGUUAGCCUUGUACGAGAAGUCUCCGAGCGCGCGCGAGACCGCCAGGUCUCCGUUCACUCGGUUGCUGCGCACCAAUCCGCCGGCAUUCUCAAUGCGCUUGCGCUCUCCCGCCUACAUCAACCACCACCACAAUAGCACAGUAAGUAUCCAUUGCACCUCGUAGCUAUCCCCCACCCUCGACGUACGUUGAUGGGCUUGUGGUCGUAGGACAUCUCGACCGUGCGGCCGUCCUUGGCCAUGACGCUGCGCGAGUCGCCCGAGUUGGCCACGAUGAUGUGUGAGAGCGUGACCAGCGCCGCGAUGGCCGUGCAGCCGCUCUGGUCCGAGCCGAAGUUCUCGUCGAAUGUCUUGCGGAUGCUCGCGUCCA